Molecule: messenger RNA, 1389 nt
Organism: Pelecanus crispus (Dalmatian pelican)
Lineage: Eukaryota; Metazoa; Chordata; Aves; Pelecaniformes; Pelecanidae
Source: RefSeq, a predicted model, not a curated record
UUUGCUUAUGUGGCAAGAGACAAAGACACGAGAAUUCUGAAAUGUCAUGUGUUUCGAUGUGACACACCCGCGAAAGCCAUCGCCACCAGCUUACACGAAAUCUGCUCAAAGAUUAUGGCUGAACGGAAGAAUGCUAAAGCUAUGGCUUGCAGCUCCUUGCAAGAGAGGACAAAUGUCACCCUUGAUGUUCCACUGCAAGUAGAUUUCCCAACACCAAAGACAGAACUGGUACAGAAGUUCCACGUGCAGUACCUGGGCAUGCUACCUGUAGCUAAACCUGUGGGAAUGGAUACUCUGAACAGUGCCAUUGAAAGUCUCAUGGCUUCCUCUAACAAAGAAGACUGGAUGCCAGUUACCAUGAAUGUUGCUGAUGCUACUGUCACAGUCAUCAAUGAAAGAAAUGAAGAGGAAAUCAUGGUGGAGUGCCGUGUGCGGUUCCUCUCCUUCAUGGGAGUAGGCAAGGACGUCCACACGUUCGCCUUCAUCAUGGAUACAGGAAACCAGCAUUUUGAGUGCCACGUGUUUUGGUGUGAACCGAACGCAGGCAAUGUAUCGGAAGCUGUUCAGGCUGCUUGCAUGUUACGGUAUCAGAAGUGCUUAGUAGCCAGACCUCCUUCACAGAAAGUUCGACCGCCCCCACCUCCUGCAGACUCAGUGACUAGAAGAGUUACAACUAACGUAAAAAGAGGAGUGUUGUCCCUCAUUGACACUUUGAAACAGAAACGCCCGGUCACUGAGAUGCCAUAGCUGCGUAAGAGAGAAGAUUCUCCUAACAUUUAACUGAAGAUAACAGUAGCUACACUAAGGAAAAUGAACUGACGAUGUCUGGCCUUCCAUUUCAAAUUGCUGAUGAUUGUCUUCAGAGAAUUUACCCUUAUCGAAACAAUGUUAGACAAGCAUGUUCUCUCGUUCUUGCCACCAUCAUGUGAUAUGAAAAGAAGCAUGAAUAAUUUUUUUGCUGUCAGUGAGUUACAUCAUGAGCAAUGGAAGGUCUGUUUGACUGUAAAUACAUGAACAUUACCUAAACUCACAGAAAAAAAGAAUAUGGCCACGUCCCUCCCGGUGAACUCAUGCUAAAGUCCUUGGAGUGAACGAUGCCCGAGUCGAUAGUUUCACUGUCUUGAGCUGGAUUUGUCACAAACCAAUCUUAAGUCCUACAGCACUUUGCUCUGUUUUCAACACUGGAGUAGGUACCAAGUAUUAGCUACCAUUGAAUUACUGUAGAUUAAAUACCAGGUUUUAUUUUUUACAGAACUACACCUGUUAGUUUUAAAUUGUUUGUCAGCAUUGGUCUAGCAACCACUUUAACGUCUCCCUGACAUGCUUUUGAAUCACGGUGUCAUUAUUUCAUCUCCUGGGUAUACAUUAUGGUCUUAGAGAAGAAUCAUG